Molecule: messenger RNA, 888 nt
Organism: Trichomonas vaginalis G3
Lineage: Eukaryota; Parabasalia; Trichomonadida; Trichomonadidae
Product: regulation of choline O-acetyltransferase protein
Exons: 1
Coding region: 1-888 (295 amino acids)
Source: RefSeq, a predicted model, not a curated record
AUGUAUUUUUAUGACUAUAUAAAUGUAACAUUUCCUACUAAAAUCUGUGAUAGAGGCCUAGCAAUUUUGCCAGGAGCUCCUCAAUCUAGCAACGUAUACGAUACAUGUGCGCCAUAUACUUGCAAUAAGUACGACAGUUACACAUUACAAGUUUUCACAUAUGGGAAAACAACAACAAUAACAUGUGACAAGAAUAAUGUUGGUGCAUCAUUUACUUAUAACAUUUCAUCAUCUAAUGGUCCCUAUGAAAGAACAGCAUACUGUGUUCAUCCUGAAAUAUUCUGCAGAACAGUCAAACUCCAAGAAAUGAAUUUUGUUGCUGAUCCUUUCGAUCCCGAUACAGUUCAACUCCAAGAUCCAUAUAAAAUCCCAACUCCAUCUGCAACACCUAAAACACCAACUCAAUCUGCAACACCAAAGACACCAACUCAAUCUGCAACACCUAAAACACCAUCUCCAUCUGCAACACCAAAGACACCAACUCAAUCUGCAACACCUAAAACACCAUCUCCAUCUGCAACACCAAAGACACCAACUCCAACUCAUCAAACUCCAACACCAACACCAAAGACACCAUCUCCAACGCCAGCAGAACCAGAAAAGACAAAGACAGAAACAGAACAAUUUUCAGAUAUGGAGUCACCAUCAGAUAACACAAAUGUACCAAAAACAGAACAAAAUGAAUCAUCAAGUUUUACAGUUAAUAAAGAUGAUUCUAAGUCUGGCUCAGGUAAGAAUGGGCUUUCAACAAAGACGUGGAUCAUUAUUAGUGCAUCAAUUGGAGGUGCUAUUCUAGUCAUUAUCAUCGUAACCAUUAUUUUCUUCAAAGUCAAAGGAUCCAAAGAGGUAUCGAGUGAUGAAAUAAUGCACCAAGAUUUCUUAGUUUAA